Phycodurus eques (leafy seadragon) is the source of this 3185-nucleotide messenger RNA. Its product is annotated as heterogeneous nuclear ribonucleoprotein U-like protein 1. Gene Ontology annotation, molecular function: protein binding. Lineage: Eukaryota; Metazoa; Chordata; Actinopteri; Syngnathiformes; Syngnathidae. The record is from RefSeq and is a predicted model, not a curated record.
GGAUGGGUCACUAGAGGGCUGUCGUGAGUCUUUGCUCUCUUCUACUACUGUACGACGCUUUCUGUGCCCGCCAGACUCGCGUCGGAGGAGCAUUUAUACCGCACGCACACGCCAGGCAACGCGAUGAGUUUCGACGUGAAGAAACUGAAAGUAAACGAGUUGAGGGACGAACUCCAGCGCCGCGGCCUGGAUGCUAAAGGCCUGAAGGCGGAUCUGGUGGAGCGGCUCAAGGCGGUGCUGGAAGAGGAAGCCCUGGCCGAGUCGCCGGGCGGCGCAGGAGACGAGGAGCAGGGCGACGAGGACUUCCCGGACGACGGCCCGGACGAUGGGGACGAAACGCAAGAGCAACAAGCAGAGUCCUUUGCUGAAGGCGACGGCGAUGCGAUGCUAGAGGAAGACGAAGGCAGAGAUUCGGGCGGCUACUACGAGGAAGAGGAGGCCGAGCCCGACGGAGAAUGCGAGCCGUACGAGAGUCAGCCGGCGUCAGAUUCUGGCCACAGCGUGCCAGACUUCAGUGCUGACGCUAGCCUUCACCAAACCGCCGCCAUUGCAGAGGCAGUCGUCAAACUUGAACCAGACGAGGAGGAAAAUGUUGCUGUCAAACAAGAAAUAAAAGAGGAGAUUAAAAUUGAGGACGCCCCAGAGGCGGCCGGCGACGCUGGGCGAGUGGCCUGCGGAGCAGAGCCGAAACGCGGACAAGAAGGCGGGAGUCUGGGAGAACAGAUGAAGGUGGAGUCUGAAAGAAGCGGACACCAUGGCCGAAAGCGACCUCAUGAAGAGAGCAGGGGCUACAACUACUAUGAGCAUCGUGAGGAGAAGAGGUCUCGCACACCACAGCCGCCCGCAGAAGACGAGGAAGAGAACAUUGAUGACACACUUGUUACUAUCGACACAUACAACUGCGAUUUACACUUCAAAGUGUCCCGGGAUCGCUACAGCGGCUACCCGCUGACUAUCGAAGGGUUCGCCUACUUGUGGGCGGGCGCACGGGCCACCCACGGGGUCACCUGUGGGCGCGUGUGCUACGAGAUGAAGAUUAAUGAGGAAAUUCCCGUCAAGCACCUUCCCAGUUCGGAACCGGACCCGCAUGUGGUCCGUAUCGGAUGGUCCCUCAACCACUGCAGCACACAGCUUGGAGAGGAGCCCUUUUCCUUCGGAUAUGGAGGAACUGGAAAGAAAUCGUCGGACUGUAAAUUCGCCAACUAUGGGGAGAAAUUUGGGGAAAAUGAUGUCAUCGGCUGUUACAUAGACUUUGACCAAGGUGAAGAAGUUGAGAUGGCAUACUCCAAGAAUGGUGUGGCGCUGGGUGUAGCAUUCAAGACCACCAAGGAGGCGUUGGCGGGCCGCGCGCUCUUUCCCCAUGUGCUGGUGAAGAACUGCGCUGUGGAGUUCAACUUUGGACAGAAGGAGCCUUACUUCCCCCCACCUGACGGCUUUACCUACAUCCACAGCGUGGGCCUGGAGGACAAGGUCAGAGGCACCAAAGGACCUGCUAGCAAAGGCGAAUGCGAGAUUCUGAUGAUGGUGGGCCUGCCCGCCUGUGGAAAGACCACCUGGGCUAUCAAGCACGCAGAGACCAACCCUGAGAAGAAGUUCAACAUCCUGGGCACCAAUGCAAUCAUGGAUAAGAUGAAGAUGAUGGGCCUGCGGCGCCAGAGGAACUACGCGGGUCGCUGGGACGUUCUGAUCCAACAGGCCACACAGUGUCUCAACCGGUUGAUUGAAAUCGCCGCACGCAAGAGACGCAACUACAUCCUGGACCAGACAAAUGUAUAUGGAUCAGCAAGGAGACGAAAAAUGCGUCCUUUUGAGGGUUUUCAACGCAAGGCUAUUGUAAUUUGUCCCACGGACGAGGAUUUUAAAGAGCGAACAUUAAAGCAAACCAAUGAGCAGGGGAAGGAUGUGCCCGAUCAUGCUGUGUUAGAAAUGAAAGCCAACUUCACCCUGCCGGAGGCGUGCGACUUCCUGGAGGCGGUCACCUAUGUCGAGCUGCAGCGCGACGACGCCGACAAGCUGCUGAAGCAGUACAAUGAUGAAGGGCGCAAGGCAGGCCCGCCGCCCGACAAGCGCUUCGACAACCGGCAGGGCGGAUUCCGCGGCCGCGGCAACUUCCCACGCUACGAUAGCCGCGACGCGCCCCGUGGCGGUGGAGGGGGCGGUUACCAGAACCGCAGUGGAGACGCCGGAGGAUACAGAGGCUACAAUCGCGGAGGAUAUGGUCAGAACCGCUGGGGGGGCAACAAUAACAGUGGCAGCAGCUACCGUGACGGUGGCUCCGACUCCCGCUCGGGAUACCGCAGCCAGUCGUCGGGAAGCAGCUACAACCGGCCAGCUCCUUACAACAAGGGGGGCUACAACCAGGGCUACGGCCAAAGCUACAACCAGGGCGGCUACAACCAGGGCGGUUACAACCAGAACUACUACGGGAACUACAGUCAAUACCCGGGCUAUAGCCAGAGCUACAGCCAGCCGGCCGCCCCUGCCCAGGCGUACGGCCACCACCAGGCCCCCACUCAGCAGCAUCAGGCCCCUCCGCAGCAGCAUCAGCACCCCCCUCAGCAGCAGCAGCAGCAGCAGCAGCAGAGCUACAACCAGCAGUAUCAGCAGUAUGCUCAGCAGUGGCAGCAGUACUACCAGAACCAGAGCCAGUGGAACCAGUAUUACAGCCAGUACGGCGGCUACCCUGGACAGGGCAGCCAAGGCUCAUCUUCCGGCUCCCAGUAGCUCCCCACCCCACCCGCUCUUCCUGUGUGCUGACCCCCUCCUAAUUCCUCACCGUUUUUUUUCUUUUUUUUUUCUUUUCUAAAUCAAUCUUAUGUUAAAGCGGUUGCGUGGUGAUAGAUGCUAGCAAGCCCCGUGCUAACCCUUGCUUUGUGUGGAUAAGAGGAAAGGCUCUUUGUAGCCUUAUACAAUGUAGACGUGGAGGGAGUGAACAAAAGCAUGCUUUUUACUUUGCAUUUUCUUUUUCAGUCAUGCAUAACAAAACCGCCGUUUUAGACGCUGUUGUAUUCAAGUGUUGACACUUUGAGUAGAGGCAUUUUGAUUUUUUUUUUUUUUAUCCUAUUGUCAUUGCUGUAGUUUAAAUCCCAUUUUGUCUCCAAAAUGAUUUUCUACCAGUGUGAAAAAGCUGAUCAUUGUCUUGUCUUUAUACAAUAAAAGCAGUUGUUCACACUUAGAUGCAACUU